CUCAUACCCACCCUCAUCGAUCCACAAUUAAAGUAUCAUGCUAAAACUCUUGGCCAAGCCUUGGAGAUGAUGCAUGAUGUAAUCUCAGCGUGCGCUACUCUCUCGUGCGCUUGCAACAGUACAAGUAUACUAUGUUUAUUCUUUGACAGUAAGUACUGA
This is a messenger RNA of Suillus fuscotomentosus, 159 nucleotides long. RefSeq lists its product as uncharacterized. The annotation marks the transcript as partial. The record is from RefSeq and is a predicted model, not a curated record. The transcript has a single exon. Lineage: Eukaryota; Fungi; Basidiomycota; Agaricomycetes; Boletales; Suillaceae.